GGCAGAUAAAGGUGCUGCCGUCGAGCAGGUCUGGACAUUCACAACACACAGCUCCCACGGCUGAGGAGAGGAGAGGAGAGAAGACAAGGACAAGACACCAGAGGAAGACACCCAAGUGCUUGGAGUAUGAACAGUCUCGCACUCCUUGUUCCCCUGUGGGCGCUGGGCUUUCUCGUGUGCGAAGGAGGUAGUAACCCAUGUUGCUCAGAGCCAUGUCAGAACAAGGGCGUCUGCAUGGCAACUGGAGCAGACUACGAGUGUGACUGCACACGGACAGGAUAUAAUGGACAAAACUGCACCACACCCGAUUUCCUCACCUGGAUCAAAAUUUCGCUGAAGCCGUCGCCCAACACAGUCCACUACCUUCUCACCCACUUCAAGGGCUUCUGGAAUAUCGUCAACAGCAUCCUGUUUCUCCGGGAUGCCAUUAUGAGAUAUGUGCUGACAUCCCGAUCCCACAUGAUUGAUAGUCCGCCAACUUACAAUGCGGAUUAUGGUUACAAAAGCUGGGAAGCCUAUUCCAAUCUGUCCUGCUACACGCGCACCCUCCCCCCCGUACCUGAGGAUUGCCCAACCCCCAUGGGUGUCGUAGGUAAAAAAGAGCUGCCCGAUAUCAAACUUCUGGCUGAAAAGCUCCUGAUGAGGAGACAGUUUAUCCCGGACCCGCAGGGCACCAGCCUGAUGUUUGCAUUCUUUGCACAGCACUUCACCCACCAGUUCUUCAAAUCUGAUAUGAAGAAAGGACCUGCUUUCACCCUGGCUAAAGGUCACGGGGUGGACCUCAACCACAUCUAUGGAGACAACCUGGAGAGGCAACACAAGCUCAGACUCUUCAAGGACGGCAAGCUUAAGUAUCAGAUUGUGAAGGGAGAGAUGUAUCCCCCAACAGUAAAGGAAGUGGGUGCGGACAUGCACUACCCUCCUCAUGUCCCCGACUCUCACCGCUUCGCCGUGGGCCACGAGGCGUUCGGCCUGGUCCCCGGUCUGAUGAUGUAUGCCACCAUUUGGCUGCGGGAACACAACCGGGUGUGUGAUGUGCUGAAGGAAGUGCACCCCGACUGGGAUGACGAAAGACUCUUCCAGACAACGCGACUCAUCCUGAUCGGUGAGACCAUCAAGAUUGUGAUCGAGGACUACGUGCAGCACCUGAGCGGCUAUCACUUCAAGCUCAAGUUCGACCCCGAGCUGCUCUUCAACCAGCGUUUCCAGUACCAGAACCGCAUUGCUUCGGAAUUCAACACCCUCUACCACUGGCACCCGCUGAUGCCCGAUUCCUUCCACAUCGAGGAGAAAGAUUACAGCUACAAAGAGUUUGUCUUCAACACCUCCGUGGUGACCGAGCACGGCAUCAGCAACCUGGUGGAGUCAUUUACCAAGCAGAUCGCUGGACGGGUUGCUGGUGGCCGCAAUGUCCCUGGAGCUGUCAUGUACGUGGCCAUUAAGUCCAUAGAGAACAGCCGAAAAAUGCGUUACCAGUCUCUGAAUGCCUACAGGAAACGAUUCAGCAUGAAGCCCUACAGCUCUUUUGAGGACAUGACAGGAGAGACUGAAAUGGCAGCCGUGCUGGAGGAGAUGUACGGACAUGUCGACGCUGUAGAGCUCUACCCAGGCCUGCUCGUGGAGAAACCCAGGGAUAAGGCCAUCUUCGGUGAGACCAUGGUGGAGAUGGGGGCUCCUUACUCCCUCAAGGGCCUAAUGGGAAACCCCAUCUGCUCCCCGGAGUACUGGAAGCCCAGCACCUUCGGCGGAAGCAUAGGCUUUGACAUCGUCAACACCGCCUCCCUGCAGAGGCUCGUGUGCAACAACGUGCAGGGCCCCUGUCCCGUGGCGUCCUUUCACGUGCCAGACAUUGAAGAGACGGAGCCCAUGAUCAUCAACUCCAGCACGUCCCACUCACGCGGCAGUGACAUCAACCCGACAGUAAUUUUGAAAGAAAGGACUACUGACCUCUAAUCUCUUAUUAUCUCAUUAGGGAAUUGUUUUCGAUAUGUAUUUAUUUAUUUAUUUAUGUAUUUCUAUUUCCAUAUUUAUUGUUAACUAUUUAUAGCCUAACAAAUUACAACGCAAAGCAGAUUUGUGUUUUUUUUUACAUCGAAUUGUGUAUGUUUUUGUCUAUUUUCAAGAACAAAAGCCAGCGGUUGUUUAUUUAUUGAUGAUUAAUUGUAUUAUAAGAUUAUUGUUGUAAGAGUAAUAUAAUGACCUCAGUCACUGCAACUUGAUACUUGAAGAUUAGUUUACAGUUUCAACUACAUAGUAAAGGAAAUAACACUGCUUUCCAUAGAUUAACUGCUGCUCUCUUAAUCAUGUUCAUGCAGUUGUAUGGUAGUUCCACCACAGUGAUCUGUUUUACAGACAGCAAUACAGUGGUACACUAUAGUAGUGAUGUUCACUGUCAACUACAUGACUGAUCUUAUCUCUCUUGAUCUGAUGAACUGUAGUGGAUUCCUAUAUCAGUAUUGUUUUAAAGAUUUUUUUUUUCCUCUACUUUAUAUUGACUCAUCUAAAUUGACAUUGAUGAAUCUGUGUCUAAGCUGCACUGUUGUUUGAUAUUUCUAUGAACGUGUUUCAUUUGAUUGUAUGGGACCAUCUUUUUUUGCCAAUUCUGUUAUCAAUGCCUGUUGACUUGCAAGAUUGACACCAAUAAAUAUUAGUAGGAAACGA
Molecule: messenger RNA, 2661 nt
Organism: Scophthalmus maximus (turbot)
Lineage: Eukaryota; Metazoa; Chordata; Actinopteri; Pleuronectiformes; Scophthalmidae
Gene: ptgs2b
Product: prostaglandin-endoperoxide synthase 2b
Exons: 10
Coding region: 127-1953 (608 amino acids)
Biological process (GO): response to oxidative stress; cyclooxygenase pathway
Cellular component (GO): cytoplasm; neuron projection
Molecular function (GO): prostaglandin-endoperoxide synthase activity; peroxidase activity; oxidoreductase activity, acting on single donors with incorporation of molecular oxygen, incorporation of two atoms of oxygen
Source: RefSeq, a predicted model, not a curated record